UCGCAGGAUUGUUACCCACGGUGAAAUGUGCACCUUCCUUUCCCUUCGUUCAGCCUCUUUGAACGAAGAUCGAUAUGCCGACGAUGGCACAAUCCAAAAUCCAUCUCGAUCAGGUCAUCACUGCCAUCAUCUUUCCUAGCUAGCUAGAGCCAAACUCUUUCCUUCGUUUCAUCUACUACUUCGUUGCACCAUGUACUCUGACUUGUUUGAUCACCUGGGAUCCAACGCUGGCAACAGCAGCAGCAGCAGUAGCAACAGCAAUGAAAAGCAGUUGGUGACCUUCAAGGCCGGCAAGAUGGAUUUGACGCUCCAAGAAAAUGGCAACUACUGGGCUGCUCCCGAUACGCGUCGUGGUGAGAUUCGCAUUGUAUGGAAGACCAAUGAGAAUACACUCUAUUGGGAAUGGUACGAUCGUCGCGAAAAGAGCGUGGCCGAUGCGGAUCGUCAUUUGCUGUUUUCAUUGGGAGGCACCUCGCAAGAAUUGGGAACGCUCGAGAAGGUCACCAAUGGACCCAAGCAGCAAGCAGGAGAACAACCCGAUCGACUCUAUGUUUGGAGUCGUCCACCGGCUGCCGGGGCAACCAAUCCUGGCUACGAAAUGUACUGGAUGCAAGAUGCGUCGGAAGAAAAGGACGAUGAAUUCAUUGCCAAGAUCAAUCAGUAUCUUGCCGAUCCGGCAUCGGCCAAUCCCAACAGCAGUUCUACGACGGCCGCGAGUUCCAGUGGUGCUGGUGGUGGAAGCAGCAGCAGUACGACGCGCAAUGCCGACACGGCCACGAGCAGUAGCAGCAGCAACGAUCGUCAACAAGUCGAUGCCUUGAGCAACAUUCUGGAAAACUUGGGAAUGCCUCAAAACAACAAUGAGGGGUCUUCUUCUGCCUCCAACAACAAUGCCGCCAGUACCAGCAGUGCUGCCCGCAGUGGCGCCGGAACCUUGACAUUGGCUGAUUUGCAGGGCGCCAUGGCGGGGUUGCAGCAACAACAGUCUGGUCCACCGGGUCCUCCACUCCAGGAAUUGGUCACACCCGCUGCCAUUACAUCUCUGUUGGAAAAUGAAGCCAUCAAGAAACGACUCUUGGAACUCUUGCCGGAAGAACAGCGUUCCGAAGAGUUUUUGGAAGAGAACUUGCGCAGUCCUCAGGUCCAACAGACUCUUCGAUCGUUGACCAUGGCACUCUUGCCCGAUGAUACCGGAAGUAUGGAUGGAUAUCAUUCUGUUCUCGCCAAUUUCAACAUGGCCGAAGGAGCGCAAGAGGCACUCCAGAAUAAUUCCAACAAUCCCAUUCAGGCUUUCUUGGAGUGUGUUUUGAAGUCAGUCGAAAAGGAAGGAAAGGACGAUACCGAAGAAGAAGGGAAGAAAGACGAAGAGACAAAGGAAUAAGCAAGUACCGUACAUACAUUUAUAUUAUGCAGGGAUAGAUCAUGAGGCUGGAUAGGUGGCUGGAGUGCUGGAACGACAGAGAGAAGGACAAGGUCUUGUAGUAAGGAGGAAAUAAUAUAGCAAAAAUGGAACCAAACAGAAUGGGAUUUUGUUCUUCCCAAGCUACCUGUAGUGCUCUCAUAGUCCAAGCAUAGAAAUAUGCUCGUUAAGCAUAUCGUAGGAGUGCGUUCCAUCCUCCAGCUGCUGACGAAACGAUCCACGACAUUCAAGACGAGACAUACGAUCUAGAAUGAUUCAAUCAGUCAAUCAAAGCAUCGAACAAAAUACGGCAAGUAGCGAGCAUAAUAACGCGUCAAAAG
Molecule: messenger RNA, 1740 nt
Organism: Seminavis robusta
Lineage: Eukaryota; Bacillariophyta; Bacillariophyceae; Naviculales; Naviculaceae
Source: the annotation of a GenBank genome assembly